AAUGUCCUUUUGUUUUGGUUCAUAGACAAUAGCUGUCCUGAUUGUUUUUUUGCAUUGGUAAACAGGAUUUAUCAGCAACAUUUCAUUCAUGGAAAGACUAUUAGAGGCUUUAAGCAUGACAGCCGGCUCUCUACUAAACUAAUAAAAAUAAUAAGAGAUUUGUGUGAAAUAAUUGACAGUGGUAGAAAAUAGUCAAAAUAACCAAAUGUGAUGGCCUGAUGUGUUAAUACUUUUCUAGCAUCAGAUGGUAAUAUAUUAAAGUAUUAAUAAAUUACUUCAAAUCAAAAUCAUAUUUGAAUGUGUUUAAAUUUGACUGAAUUUACUGUGAACGUAUGUUUUUAAAACAUGUUGUGGUUCCCCUCUCAGUCUCUCAGAUGCAUUUGAUUAUUAAAUGCUUUACUUACCUUUUUUAGUUCAUCACUUAUUCUCUCGCUGUUACCUGUCUGCUCGGUAAAACUACUGCUUUGUCUUACAAUAUUACUAUAAUUUGAAAAGUUCCCCUGCAGAGUUGAGCUGACACAAGCCUGCUGGAAUACACCAUGAUGAUCAUUAGAAACUGUCAGUGUUCAGGGAGUGGGAGUGGAGAUGUAUUUCAGAUAGUGUCAAUGGUAGAUGAAAGAUCCUCUGAAGAUGCUAGGGGUGUUAUGCUUGAGUUACCUCCAUUCAACAAGUUCAUUUUCCAGCAGCUACCUUUUCCAGGCAUCUCUUCCUGCUUAGCUUACCUUGGCUAAGCUGCUUUGCAUGUUGAUUGGGGGAGGGUUAAUCCAGUUUGCAGCUGUCGUAGGCCAAUGAUGAAUCACCUUCCCGGCAUUUGGCUGCUUUCCUCUGACAUUGGGAGGAGGGAAGACCUGAAGGAGGAAACAACAGUAGAAGGGUUUAACCUAGAGACAAUGUGCCUCUCUGUUGCUGGGUCUCCUCUUUUCCCAUUCUGCUAAAGUAUAAUAAUAAUGUUUUCUCAGACAAUAUCUAUUGUGUCAUGGAUGGGCCUGGACAGUAACACCGUGUUAAAAUAACAAGGAGUUUUAUUGUUUCUGUUUGGCAGGUGAAAAAAAAUCAAACUGAUUCAGAUGUUUCUGAUCCAUCAAGUUUCAGGUCUAUGGAAAUGCAGGAUCUAGCCAGCCCACACAGCCGAGUAAGUGGAAGCAGUGAAUCCCCUAAUGGUCCCACACUUGACAACUCACAUAUCAAUACUAAUUCCAUGACACCAAAUGGCACAGAAGGUGAUACCAUCACUAUGCUCACCACUGCAGACUGGUUGUUAAGUUCUAGUACACAGACCACUGCAGUUAAAACAGAGCCAAUGAGCAACAGUGACAUUGCCACAUCGACAGCAGACGGGUCUUUAGACAAUUUCUCAGGAUCAGCUAUUGGAAGCAGUGGCUUCAGCCCAAGACAAACUCACCAAUUCUCUCCACAGAUUUACCCUUCCAACAGACCAUAUCCACAUAUUCUGCCUACCCCUUCAUCACAAACUAUGGCUGCGUAUGGGCAGACGCAGUACACCACAGGAAUGCAGCAAGCAGCCGCUUAUGCUACCUAUUCACAGCCUGGCCAGCCUUAUGGAAUUCCUGCCUAUGGUACAUUAUGGGCAGGCAUCAAGACAGAAGGCGGACUGACCCAAGCACAGUCUCCAGGACAGACUGGAUUUCUGAGCUAUGGUUCAAGCUUUACAACCCCUCAGACAGGGCAGGCUCCUUAUAGCUACCAGAUGCAAGGUGGCAGUUUUACAACAACAUCAGGACUUUAUGCAGGAAGCAAUUCCCUCACAAAUUCUGCAGGAUUUAAUAGUUCACAACAGGAUUAUCCUUCUUACCCAGCUUUUGGCCAAGGUCAGUAUGCACAAUAUUACAACAGCUCACCCUACACUUCCCCUUAUAUGACAAGCAACAACACCAGCCCGACAACACCCUCUACCACGGCAACAUAUCAGCUUCAAGAACCCCCAUCUGGCAUCGCCAGUCAAGCUGUUACAGAUCCUACUACAGGGGAGUACAGUACAAUACACAGUCCAUCAACUCCCAUUAAAGAUUCAGAUUCAGAUCGAUUGCGUCGAGUUUCAGAUGGAAAAUCACGUGGCCGAGGCAGGAGAAACAAUAACCCGUCACCACCCCCAGACUCUGACCUUGAGCGCGUUUUCAUUUGGGAUUUGGAUGAAACAAUCAUCGUUUUCCAUUCCUUGCUCACUGGCUCUUACGCUAACAGAUACGGCAGGGACCCUCCUUCGUCUGUGUCACUAGGACUUCGGAUGGAAGAAAUGAUCUUCAACUUAGCAGAUACACAUCUUUUCUUCAAUGACUUGGAAGAAUGUGAUCAGGUCCAUAUUGAUGACGUGUCUUCAGAUGACAAUGGGCAGGACUUAAGCACAUACAACUUUGGCACAGAUGGUUUCCAUGCAGCGGCAACCAGUGCAAAUCUCUGCCUAGCAACUGGUGUACGAGGAGGAGUGGACUGGAUGAGAAAACUUGCCUUCCGGUAUAGACGAGUAAAAGAAAUAUAUUCCUCCUACAAAAACAAUGUUGGCGGUCUGCUGGGUCCAGCUAAAAGGGAAGCCUGGUUACAAUUGCGAGCAGAGAUAGAGGCCUUGACAGAUUCCUGGUUAACACUGGCACUUAAAACACUCUCAUUAAUUCACUCAAGGUCGAACUGUGUGAAUAUUCUAGUCACGACAACCCAGCUCAUACCUGCCCUGGCAAAAGUCUUGCUCUACGGACUGGGCAUAGUAUUUCCAAUAGAAAAUAUUUAUAGUGCAACAAAAAUAGGGAAAGAAAGUUGUUUCGAAAGAAUAAUCCAAAGGUUUGGGAGAAAAGUAGUAUACGUUGCCGUGGGAGAUGGAGUAGAAGAGGAGCAAGCAAGCAAAAAGCACAAUAUGCCCUUCUGGAGAGUCUCCAGCCAUUCUGACCUUAUGGCCCUUCAUCACGCCCUGGAAUUGGAUUACUUGUAGCACCACAGCAGCCACCUGAGCCUCAUGCCAAUCUAACCCACAGACUACACUGCAGAAAGUGUUGACAUAUUUGUCUUAACUUUUUACCUUUCUCUGAAUUGAGGAGAAUGAAUUGAUGGGAGGGCAGGGGCUGAUCCCAGUCCUAUGAAUUUGCUGAUUUUAAAAAGCCAUCAAAAUGUUUUAACAACCCUCGCUCUACUUUGUCGCUACAAGGGUUCACACCUGUGAAGAAAUCAGAGCUAACUUUUGACACUGAGCCUUCGAUCUCACAAAGUCUUUGCCAUGGUAAUUUCUCUAGUUUGAGUAAAUCAUACUGAAGACUUAAUUGAACAAAGACAGUGGAAUACAUUUGCAUGUGGGGAAGGUUUCUGAUGAACACUCACGUCCAGGCUACUCUGUAAUUUCAUAUUUAUGAACUGAUGGUUUUGUGUCACAAUCGCCUAUGAAGGUACUCUAAUAUGGACUUAAGCCUUUUGACAGCACAAAGCACAUUUAAUUCCAUCGCAUCACUAAGUAGUUUAUAAAAAUGAUUUGUAGUAAUUUAAGAAAAAAAAAAAAGAUUUACAUUGCUGAGACAAUCGUGUACAGAAAAUGACAUUUGUUUGUGUAAAUUUGUAAUCACUGGACUAUACCUUCACAUAUUGUUUAGGAACGUGCUAUUGGAAGGUAGCAAUGCCUUGUUGUUGAAGUAUAAAAGGCAUUGUUUGCACAUCAGGUUGUGCUGUGCCUUAAAGUGUUGAUGUGUGAAAGUGCAACUUUUUUUUUGUUCAUUAUAAAUAUGUAGAUAAUGGAAUUUUGUGAUAACUUGUUUUGUCAAGACCAAAAGCAUGGAUGUCAAGUGUCAACAAUAAUUUUAUUUUAUUCUUUCUUUCUUUCUCGGUGUUUCUCUUUCAGCAAGCUCAGUGCUGGUCAUGAAUCUUCACUAGAAAAAAAGAUGUUCUUUUUAACCUUGUGUUAGGAGUAAAUGGCUUCCAUUUACUCUGUUCUUCUUUCCAAUACUGUAUCUCUAUGCUACUCCUCUAUAUUAAAACUCUACUUGAAAAUGUAGGUUUAAGCCCCAACCUCCUCAUACAAAAAAAAUGUGUAGGAUAUAGUGUAUAUGUAUGUGUGUGUGUGUGUGUGUGUAUAUAUAUAUAUAUAUAUAUAUAUAUAUAUACAGUGCUCACCCUUUAUAACGCUGUAGUGGGGAGCCAUGGUUACAAGACCGUGCUAUUUGUAUUCCGCCUUAUAACGAGUAUGAAAGGGCUACUGUAAUUAUUGUAAUGGCAUUAAGGAGCAAAUGGGAACCACAACCCUACCGUGUUAUAACCGAUUCCGCACUAUAACGAGGCGCAUUAUAAUGGGUGAGCACUGUUAAUAUAUAUAUAUAUAUAUAUAUAUAUAUAUAU
Acipenser ruthenus (sterlet) is the source of this 4329-nucleotide messenger RNA. Its product is annotated as eyes absent homolog 1. Gene Ontology annotation, biological process: multicellular organism development; negative regulation of extrinsic apoptotic signaling pathway in absence of ligand; cell differentiation. The transcript is spliced from 18 exons. Gene Ontology annotation, cellular component: nucleus. Gene Ontology annotation, molecular function: protein tyrosine phosphatase activity. The record is from RefSeq and is a predicted model, not a curated record. Lineage: Eukaryota; Metazoa; Chordata; Actinopteri; Acipenseriformes; Acipenseridae. The coding region runs from base 1097 to 2941 and encodes 614 amino acids.